This is a messenger RNA of Priapulus caudatus, 1071 nucleotides long. RefSeq names its product melatonin receptor type 1B-B-like. Gene Ontology annotation, molecular function: G protein-coupled receptor activity. The transcript has 4 exons. Gene Ontology annotation, cellular component: membrane. Bases 1 to 1071 code for a protein of 356 amino acids. The record is from RefSeq and is a predicted model, not a curated record. Gene Ontology annotation, biological process: G protein-coupled receptor signaling pathway. Lineage: Eukaryota; Metazoa; Priapulida; Priapulimorpha; Priapulimorphida; Priapulidae.
AUGAACAGCACAUCGGUCAGUAACAGUUCUACAGGCGUCUCGCCCGACCUGCCGAGGACAGGGGCACCGUUCGGACAGAUGGUCGCCUACAUUGUCAUACAGAUCUUCUCCAGCAGUAUCGGCGUCGUUGGCAACAUUCUGGUGUUGGGUGCUGUGCUAAUGUACAAACCACUGCGAACUUCCGGCAACAUCUUUAUCGCAGCUCUGGCCAUCGCUGAUCUUUGCGUGACCGGAUUCAUCACACCGAUGGAUAUUGUAGGAUUUCUCAAGCCGGAGAUGUUGACAAGGUCGAUGAUUCUGUGUACUUUCACGGGCUCCGCGUGCGUGAACGUGUGCAACGCGUCGCUCUUCAUGUUAAUGAUCAUCAGUGUCAGUCGCAUGUUCGCCGUUUGCUACCCCAACGUCUACGGACGCGUGUUCACGUCGCGCAACUGUGUCGCCAUCGUCAUCGUCAACUGGUUUUCGGUCCUGUUUAUUAAUAUGCCGGCGUUCUUCUACGACAACAACUUCUGGUUUGAGCCCCGGUCGCAGGCGUGCCUGUGGAAUUUCUACACGAAACCGCUACACCGCCACCUGUGGGCCGUCCUUUGCGUAAUAGUACCCGUAAUCAUGACAGCCAUCUGCUACAUGAAGGUAUUCCUCCACGUUUACAAGAGUAAGCAGCGGGUCGCAGCUGCAGGUGCGGUCCAGCCGAAAACGAGGACGUCUACGGCGUCGACCGAACUCGCACGAACCCUCUGCACGAUCUUUGUCGUGUUCGUAAUCACCUGGACACCGAUGGUGAUUGACCUCUUCUUCGAUCCCGACUACGACUGGCCGGCGCAGUUUUUCCUCUUCGCGAUGUUUAUGGCGCACGUCAACAGCUGCGCCAACCCGAUCGUCUACGGCGUGACCAACAGGCAGUUUCGUGCUGGCUUCAGACACGUUCUGUUCCUGGGCGGGCGCGGUGGGGAUCAGUCCGCUAGCGUGCAAGACACAUCGCAUGUUGGCUUGAGAAGAGGUCGGCUGGCGCCCCGCAGCGUGAUAGCCGUCACAGCUGCAUCUAGCAACGCGGUUACGGAAAAUAUUUAG